This is a messenger RNA of Populus euphratica (Euphrates poplar), 1763 nucleotides long. RefSeq names its product mitogen-activated protein kinase kinase kinase ANP1-like. Gene Ontology annotation, molecular function: protein kinase activity; ATP binding. The record is from RefSeq and is a predicted model, not a curated record. Gene Ontology annotation, biological process: signal transduction; protein phosphorylation. The transcript is spliced from 4 exons. NCBI's taxonomy places the organism in Eukaryota, Viridiplantae, Streptophyta, Magnoliopsida, Malpighiales, Salicaceae. The coding region runs from base 144 to 1763 and encodes 539 amino acids.
ACGCUUAAACUACUGUUUGCAUAUGUGCUGUGUGUGUGUGUGUGUGUGUAUAUAUAUAUAAUAUAACUACCAAUGCAGACAAUUCAGCAAGCAUAAUACACAUUCUUUAAAUUUUGCCACACCCCCCCACCUUUCUCUCCAAAAUGGACUGGACUAGAGGCCAAACCAUUGGCCAUGGCUCCUCGGCCACCGUCUCGAUGGCCAAGGCCAGCCAGUCCGGUCAAGUCUUUGCGGUUAAGUCAGCUGAGCUAUUGAAAUCGGAGUCUCUCCAAAGAGAGCAAAGUAUUCUUUCAACAUUGAAGUGUCCACAAAUUGUGGUGUACAAGGGGUGUGACAUUACUAACGAGAAUGGUAAGUUGUUCUAUAAUCUUUUCUUGGAGUACAUAUCCGGUGGCACGCUUAUCGAUGCGAUUCGGGAGGGCGGAGGCUGUCUCGACGAGGCUAUGAUCAGAUUGUAUGCCCGGACGAUUUUGCUUGGCCUUGAGUACCUUCAUUGCAAUGGUAUAGUGCAUUGUGACAUUAAGGGUCAUAAUAUUUUGGUCACCGGUGAUGGGGCAAAAAUUGCUGACUUGGGUUGCGCUAAGCGGGUUGAUGAGGUGUCGGGGGAUGACUUGAAUACGACAGCUCCAAUUGCAGGCACUCCGCUUUACAUGGCACCUGAGGUGGCGCGUGGGGAGCACCAAGGGUUCCCAGCUGAUAUCUGGUCUGUCGGGUGCACCGUUGUUGAGAUGGCUACCGGACAAGCUCCAUGGGUAGAUGUCUCAGACCCAGUUUCAGCCCUUUACCAAAUUGGGUUUUCAGGUAACGUGCCAGAGAUUCCAAGCUUCAUGUCUAAGCAAGCCAAGGACUUUUUGAGCAAGUGCCUGAAGAGGGACCCAGGAGAAAGGUGGUCAGCCAGUGAAUUGCUCAAACAUGACUUCAUUACCGAGGAGCCAAAUUCUGCUUUCAAGGAGAUUAUUAGCAGCACAAAUUUAGACACUCCAACAUGUGUACUGGAUCAAGUCUUAUGGGACUCGAUAGAGGAGUUAGAGACAACUUGGGAUUUAUCCCAUGAAAGCCCUUCGGUCUCUCCAGUUGAAAGAAUCAAGCAAUUGACUGAAGGCAAUGGAGAAGUGCCCAAUUGGUCAUGGGAUGAUAAUUGGAUCACGGUAAGAAGCAACGAACAAGAAACAGUUCCUUGUAGUGAGGAUUAUAACUUGGCGUAUGCCAAUGGCCACGUCGGCCAUGGUGGGGCAGAGACAGCUUGGGCUAGCAUGGAAUAUGACUUCGUCUUCUUUCUUAAUGAACCCACGUGUAUCAGUGGUAAUAACACUAGCAGUAGUGGUAGUUGUGGCGAAGGUAGCAGGCAUAAAAUAUUAUUGAUGCCUUGUGAAUGUAGAAAAGGUACUUUAUGUGGCAGUUCAUAUUUUUUGAAGGAAAUAAACUUCGGUUUUCUACAUGGCAAUGCUUGCACAUGGGCACUUGGUGGUUGCAAGGACAGCAUCACAGGUGGGAAUAGCUUUCCUGCAUUGUUGAGGCCUGUAUUCUUGUUCUUUGCUGCACCAAGCACGGCUUGUAGGCCAGUUCUUUUCAAGAAAUCAAUGAGAAAAUUGACGGUUGCGUGGUGGGCUUAUUCAUCCACAUUAACACUCCUGGCAUCCGUUUCUGCUGAAUAUGCUAACGAGGUUAAAGGUCCUAUAGCAACAGCAAAAGAUGCUUGUUUUAUCUGCACUAUCAGUUCCGAUCUUCCUUGGCUUGAUGGUACUCGCCGUUAUAAACACUGA